Molecule: messenger RNA, 756 nt
Organism: Cantharellus anzutake
Lineage: Eukaryota; Fungi; Basidiomycota; Agaricomycetes; Cantharellales; Hydnaceae
Exons: 3
Coding region: 118-744 (208 amino acids)
Biological process (GO): protein folding
Cellular component (GO): cytoplasm
Source: RefSeq, a predicted model, not a curated record
UCAGCCGCAACUGUGGAGGAGGUGGAUCUAUUGGGAGAAAAUGCUGUUGAUUCAGAUGAAGAAAGACUCAUCGAAUCCUACAGACGUCAAAGAAUCGCAGAAUUGAGGAAAGAAUCUAUGGCAUCUAGGCGGUUCGGCUCCGUCAUACCCAUUGGGCGAGCUGAAUACACUCGUGAAGUGACCGACGCCAGCAAGGAGCCUGAGCCAGAUGAAGACGAAAAGGAUCCAUCGGAAGAAGUUCUGAAGGGUACUCCUGUUAUAUGCUUUCUAUACCAAGAAGGGAAUGAGCCUGCGAAUGUACGCCUCGCUUCACAAUUAAGCACCAUUGCAACCAAGUACCCACGAACCAAGAUCGUCUCGAUCGUGGGAAACAAAUGCAUUGAAAAUUAUCCCGAUCGCCACCUCCCCAGUCUAUUCCUCUACCGCAAUGGAUCAUUGCGCCGGCAGUUCAUCGCUUACGGGAAAGAUCGAGAACGACCAGUCGAAGAUUUAGAAGUCCUCCUUAUAGCGACGAAUAUGAUUGAUCCUCACAAAGCGUUGCCUGUGGACCCUGCGGGAAAAGAGAACAAUACCAGUCACUCAGAGGACGAGAGUGGCGACGAAGAAGACCGUCCGCCAUUUGGGUCGAAACUUGGGGCGAAUAAGAACAUCAGAAGCGCCGGCAGCAAAAACGUCCGAUCCAAAAGCAUUCGCACCGGAACCGUCGGAAGGGAAGACGAGGAUGAUUCAGACUUUGACAUAUAACUCUGGUGGUUU